This is a messenger RNA of Ictidomys tridecemlineatus (thirteen-lined ground squirrel), 728 nucleotides long. NCBI's taxonomy places the organism in Eukaryota, Metazoa, Chordata, Mammalia, Rodentia, Sciuridae. The record is from RefSeq and is a predicted model, not a curated record.
UUUGUUAAACCUGGCCAACCUUACCGCAGGAAGUGAAGGUGACGAUCCUACUAAAUGGCCAAGGCUUUGAGGAUGGGGACUGUGACAUUCACGUAGAUGUUGCCUCUGGAAACAGCGGCAGUGUUUCCAUCCUCUUCCCAGCUUUGAAUACCCCGGGCAUCCGGAUUGGCAGCUGAGACCCACUGACGGCCCUGGUUGAUGUUGAACCCGCCCACGCCACAGGAUGGGGAACCAUACAUCAUCAUCUUUGGGGAAGUCAGAAACUACUCCUGUGAACCAAAUCCAAGAAACCAUUUCUGAUAAUUGUGUGGUAAUUUUCUCAAAAACAUCUUGUUCUUACUGUACAAUGGCAAAAAAUAUUUUCCGUGACAUGAAUGUUAAUUAUAAAGCAGUGGAAUUGGACAUGCUUGAAUAUGGGAGCCAGUUUCAAGAUGCUCUUUAUAAAAUGACUGGAGAAAGAACUGUUCCAAGAAUAUUUGUCAAUGGAACUUUUAUUGGAGGUGCAACUGAUACUCAUAGGCUUCAUAAAGAAGGGAAGUUGCUACCACUAGUUCAUCAAUGUUAUUUAAAAAAGAAGAGAGAAUUUCAGUAAUGUAGGUACUUACCAUGACUAGUAAAUGUUAAUGUGAUAAUACCUGAUAAUGCCUUUUAAAUAUUUGAGGAUGUUUUAAAUGUGAAUUAUCUUCAUGAUUAAAAAUAAUGAAAAAUAAAUGGCUGUGGACACCUCA